Chaetomium strumarium is the source of this 1029-nucleotide messenger RNA. RefSeq lists its product as uncharacterized. The transcript has 3 exons. Lineage: Eukaryota; Fungi; Ascomycota; Sordariomycetes; Sordariales; Chaetomiaceae. The coding region runs from base 1 to 1029 and encodes 342 amino acids. The record is from RefSeq and is a predicted model, not a curated record.
AUGUACGACGCCGUCGCAAUAGCGAUGGUGACUCUACAACACGUCCGAAGGCACAACAACGGCCUUCGGAACCGGGCUUGCGGACUGGUCGCCGUCUUUACCGGCGCAACGAGGGGCAUCGGCCUCGCGACGGUACGGGAAUUGCUCCGUCAUCUAGUCGAGCCGAUCAUUUACCUCGUGGGGAGGAGCGCUGCGAAGUUUGCAGACGAGGCCCAAAGACUGCAGUUGCUCAACAGUGGCGCCCAGAUUCGCUUUAUCGAAGCAGACGUUUCCCUGCUGCGGGAGAUCGACCGCGUGUGCGAGCUCGUCCUGGGCGCCGAGACGAAGCUCGACCUGCUCUUCAUGAGCCAGGGUUUCAUCCCACUGAGUGGCCCGGAGUACACCACGGAGGGCAUUGAUAGCUGCAUGUCUCUAUCCCACUACGGCCGUGUUCGCCUUGUCCACAAACUCCUCCCCUUGCUCCGCCUGUCCGACUCGCCGCGUGUCGUCAGUGUGCUCGCCGGCGGGUCCGAGAAGCGCUUGGUAGAGGACGACAUGGGGCUUCGGGCCACAUACAGCAUGAUGAGCGCAGUCAACCACAUUGCGUGCCUUCAGACACUGGCAUUGGCCCAUCUGGCGGCCAACAAUCCCGAAGUCUGCUUCAUCCACGGCCACCCGGGCUUGGUGAAAACCAGCAUUGUGUCGAAUGCCUUUUCCACCCCCGCCCAGGGCUUCUUUGACGCCGUCACUCGCUUCUUCGGCUCAUGGGUUGUCGGCCCGCUCUUCAACAUGAUUGCCAUGUCCGAGCAAGAGUCUGGCGAGAGACAUGCCUUUCUUGUCACAAGCACCGACUACAUGUCGCCCGCAGCAUCCAAGUUAAGGGGCCGUGAGCAACACCAGCAGGUCGGGCUGAUGAACGGGCUGUACCUAGUCAACUCCUACGGCGAACUCAGGGCAGAUUGGCCUCUGCUUGAAAAGUGGAUGAAUGAUGGAGCAGUCGAGAAGGCGUGGAGCCACACAUUGCAUGUGUUUGACACCGUUCUGACCUAA